This is a messenger RNA of Zymoseptoria tritici IPO323, 1947 nucleotides long. RefSeq lists its product as uncharacterized. The transcript has 4 exons. The record is from RefSeq and is a predicted model, not a curated record. Lineage: Eukaryota; Fungi; Ascomycota; Dothideomycetes; Mycosphaerellales; Mycosphaerellaceae. The coding region runs from base 1 to 1947 and encodes 648 amino acids.
AUGGUUUUCCUGAUCCGUCUAUUCCUACGCCUUCAAAUCAGCGGACCGCUCGGUUGGGACGAUGCAGCUUGUGCUGCGGCGACGAUCUUCGGCAUCACUUGGUCCAGCGUGAUUCUCCUCGCCGUCCAUCACGGUCUCGGCCAACCUCAAGAAUCCCUUACUGCCAUAGACGUGGCCGAGAGCUAUGUCCUCUUCUGGAUCUCGAGACAAUUCUACGCACUCGCAACCGGAUGUUCGAUUCUCUCCGUGACAUUCUUCAUCAUGCGUAUCACCCAGACGAGGCAUCACCUCUGGAUAUUGAAGACACUCAUCGUCGUCGAAGGAACCUGGGUCCUUAUCACCGUCUUCAUCCUGGCAUUUAGCUGCGGUGCCGACAGACCGUGGUACUCAAAGCAAGGAGGAUGCAUCGACCUUUGGAGUGUAUGGCUCAGUCACACCGUCAUAUACAUGUUCUUCGAGGGCUUGAAUCUGAAGACUGCGAUGCUCAUCAUCUGGAACUUGCAAAUGCCUCUGCACCCGAAGGCUGUCGUGUUCAUAUCGUUUGCCCUGCGAUUGCUAGUCCUCCCACCAGCUAUCGUCCGCCUGAAGUACGUCCACAUCGCAAUCAGCAGUCCUGACCUCACUCUCUAUCGCGUCAAUAGCAACCUCCUCUCUACCAUUGUGGGUUUCACCUUGCUUUCCUCAAAUUCCACUCCUCUGACGGAGAUGAUUCAGGUCCUCCACGUCUCCAUCAUCCUCGCCACAGUUCCCUGCGCCAAACCCUUCUUCGCCCUCUUCAACAACAACAUCUUUCGCUCUCCGAAACAAAUCUCUGCCGUCGAAGCCAACUACCCGGCCCCGCCAACUCCAAUUCCAACAUCCUCCUGCUCCCUGGACAACUUUGGGACUCCUCACCCGGAGCCACUGACCUGGGACCGCCGACGAAGCUUCGCCUCAGCUCCUCUUCCACCUCCAGCAUCGCUUCUACACCCCACCCAUCCCGCACCUCGUCGAAAGUCCGUGACUUUCAAACUCAAUCUCCCACCCUUUCACUGGAACCGCCGCACCUCUUUCGCUCGCUCUCGACAAAUCGCCAACUCCGCAAGGCCCACUCCUCUUCCAACCAUCCCCUCCGCCGGCUCGACUCCCUCGCCCUCUCUACCUUCCGAGCCAACGGAGUUGAAUGCAUCCCCUUCAACCCGCCCCGUCUUCCGGAAAGCAGGACAGUCUCCCUCCUCCUCCCCUUCAGCGCAGACGAGCUUGACGAAAACGACCUCCCGCUCCUAUCACUCUUCAGCAAGUGCAUCACAAUCUCCUUCCGCGCCUGCGACACCUCAACUCCACCGCCAUCUACCGCUGCACAACCACCUCCACCAACUCUCGUCCUCCGCUCUCCCGUCCUCCGCUCUCCCUUCUCCGGCAAUCUCCACGGCAGGCUCAACAUCUGCCGACACCUCAGCCGCGACGUCGCAAGACACUUCCACCACACGCACAACGUCCAAGUCCCACAGCCGUUCACCAGCGAACUCACCACCGUCAACGCCAGGAGGAACGAAAGAGAAGUCGACGAAGAAGAAAAGGAGACGGGUUCCGAGGAGACCGAGUGAUUUGGAUUGGAUUGCGAAUUUGAGACCGGAUGAGGGGAGGACUGUUACUACGAUUCGGGGUGGGUCGGAAGGUGGUGAUGAAGGAGGAGGAGGAGGAGGAGGAGGAGGAGGAGGAGGAGGAGGAGGAGGAGGAGGAUUGUUGGCGAAGCGGGUGGGUAAGGCGAAAGCGGGGGAUGGGGGUGGGAAUGGUGGAGGGUGGGAGGGAUUUGGUGUGAUUGAGCGGAAGGAGGAGUUCGGGUUCUUUUAUGAUGAUGAGGGUGGCGGUGCACACACUCACGGCGAGCAGAGUGGGAAGGUUGCUGAGGAAGGGAACUGUAGCGGGAGACACGAGGAGGAAGAAGAGCCUGGACCUUCGUCGUGA